Molecule: messenger RNA, 5491 nt
Organism: Branchiostoma floridae (Florida lancelet)
Lineage: Eukaryota; Metazoa; Chordata; Leptocardii; Amphioxiformes; Branchiostomatidae
Exons: 20
Coding region: 539-3397 (952 amino acids)
Molecular function (GO): calcium ion binding
Source: RefSeq, a predicted model, not a curated record
CCCAGUUUUCAGCGACCAAGCCCGGCUAGCCCUGGCCGUCUGGAACCGAGACGACUUCAUACCUGAAGUGCAAGACGUAUUCAGCAGCCCUGAAGCUACUGCAUUCUUCAGAGAUCUGAGGCUACCACCAAGCGCAGAUAACCUAUGUCGCUAUGGAGACCCAUUCCGUCCCGGGGACAACAGUGUCUCUGUUUUUUAUGCAGGAGUUGGGACCGAAAAGUUCAGGGAUGAUGUCGCACCUUUCCGGGAGAUUGCCCGUCCCUGCGUUCCAUGUGUUAAGUCAUGUGACAAGUUUGACUGUGACCCGGACUGUUCCGACGUUGACAUUUCAGCCUUCCACGUCAGGAUAGACAACCUUACUCUCAGUCCUAACGUCAGCUUCAAGCAGCUGGAUGGUAUAAACGUUACAGACACUGCUGCGGUCUACUACAUCACAGUUAAAGCUGUAUCAGGAUCUGGACGUACAGCAUUGGCUUGUUCAAAUGGUGUUUACGUCGACGUCACACCGCCAGACAUCCAGGGUAUAGACCACGUGGACAUGUCAUGGGACGAUGAAGAGAUUGGAGAGUACCAGGGGAGCAACAGCACAAUCGCCGUUAGGUACAGUGCCUUCGACAGAGAAAGUCAGGUUGCUGAGUACUUUUGGGCAAUAGGGACGGCUCCGUGGGCAACUGAUGUUCAGCCCUUCAAGUCCAACGGUCUACAAGAGAUGGCUGUGAACUCUGACCUAGAGGGUAUUUUGCAUCAUGGUUCAACGUAUUACGUCACUCUAAAAGCUGUCAACGGUGCUGGUCUGGAGACAACAGUAACCUCUUCAGGCGUCAAAGUGCUUCAGGGGUACCCAAAUGUCACAAAGACGAACACAACUGCGCUAUUUGGUGCGAAUUUACCACACGAUGUCUAUCCUGAUGACGUCAUGGAGGUGACUGACCUGACACACGUAGGAAUCUCAUGGGAGCGUCCACAGGAGGACCAAAGCAUCACCUCCAUCUUCUUCAGUGUAAGCAGCAGCGAGGACGGAACUGGUGACAUCUUUCCCAAAACCCGGGUUGGUCUCAACGACUCGGGCAGCGUUGUCAUUGCAGACGGGAAGGUAGAAACUUACGGCAGAGUUGUGAACAUCACUGAUAUACGGCAGCAUAGCGGUGAAGUGAAGGAUGUAGUAGAGUCAAGCAAAUUUGUGAUGGAACCUGGCAGGACUUUGUAUCCGAAGUUACUUCUAUGUAACGGUGCUCAUCAGUGUACGGAUGUCAACGUAAAGAAGUCAAUUUACAUUCGACCAGGAGACAUUACUGCAGUAUCUCACAACGGAGAGGGAGUAGAAGUCGUGUUGAACCAGACUAAAUUCACAAGCAUUUCAAUAAGAACUCCGGGAGGACUGCGAAAAGGCACUGCAAUUGUAUCUGGUUUGCUUGAAGACAAAGAUAUCACAACUGAAUACACGUCAGACGCUUCAGCAGACUUCAAGCCCUUCGUCACCGAUCCAAGUUUUACCAAGGAUAUCGCUGACCGAUGGCUGAAGAACAGGAUACAGUAUUGGUUGGACGUCAAUUUCUUCGUGACCACGUUGGGGAAUGUGGAGCUACCAGGUCCCAUCAACAUUACCGUGCCUAUCAACACAACACAGAUAGAGCCUGGACUGGAACCACGACUUCUCUACUGGAACUUGGAACAAGGAGAAUGGCAAGAUGCACAAAGAACAUGUAGCAGAGGCGGGGAAGCACAAACGCCUUUAGAUUGGACGGACAAUUACGCGCAUUUCCAGGUGUGCAAAACCAAUGUUUACAACAGAAAGAGGAAUGCCAGACGAAUGCCCAAAAGUAUACACGAAGCCAGAGGUUACUUCCAAGGCUCCACGCAUCUCACCCUCGCCGCUGUUGACAAGACCUUUCUGAACUCUCCUCCGGUCCUUACUUCCGACACUUACAUAAAUGUGCGUGAAGAUGAAGAAAGGGCGAUCAUGAUCGAGUACUAUGAUAACGAAGACGAUCGUCUUGCCUUCUUCAUCACUGGCCCGCCUCACCUCGGACAAGCUCAGCUCCGCAAUGAAGAGGAUUUCCUGAUUGUCCUUUACGACCCCCGCCUGGAUUGUUACGGAACAGACACAAUCAACAUAUUGGCUGUAGAGAUGCUGCCAAACAACAUGAACCCUCACCACGUCAACGUCGAGCUGGUGGUGGAGGUGCAGCCCAGCAAUGACGAUCCAGUUCUGUUUGUCCUUGUUGAGAACAACCCUGCCGUAAUCGUUCCCACCAAACGGUUAGACCUUACAGUGGAGGUGAACCGUGUGUCUAAUGUGAAGUAUAUUGACCUCCAAGUGGUCAUCGGAGCCUAUGACGUUGAACCUGAGGACACGGUGACUCUGUACUUUAGUGCAGGGGGUAAUGGCACCAUAUCAACAUCACAGCAGGAAAGGCGUGUUGACUUCAGUUACGAUGGUUGCAGCACCAACAACACUUGGUUUUCGGUUGUCAGAGAACACGAUAAAAGCAACUCUACAAGAGCUCUACAUCUGGGCCCAUGUGACAUUCAAGCACCGCAUCCUUUACAAGACAUGGCUUGGGUAUUCACCACUCUCACAUACAGACCACAUACAAACUUCACAGGGAGGGAUGUAAUAAAGAUCAACGCCAGAGAUCAACAUGGCGGCAUCUCUCGUGUUGUGACCCUGGAUCUUUACGUUUUGGAGAACCUGUGUGAACAUGGCGGGGAGUGUGUUGGUGAUGUCACUGAUACUGGUUGUACAUCAAAGGACAGAGCCAAAGGAUUUGAUGGGUACUGGUGUAACUGUACGAGCGCACCAGGCUGGACAGGCAGACUUUGUCAGACCGACUAUGAUGAAUGCCUUUCAACUCCCUGUCCUGGCAAUUACACAUGUAUUGACCAGGUGAACGGUUACGUCUGUGAGUGCGGAAAUCCCAGCUGGCCUUGUGCGGGGAAGUUGACAGCUUGGCAGAUCUGCUUGAUCGUGUUGGCAGCUGUUUUUCUGCUACUCCUGGCAAUAUUCUUAUGGAGGAAAUGGAAGAGGUCCAGUGACAGCGUAAAGAGAACAGAAUCAAUGUUCUUCAGAGGCUCAAGGGUGUCACCAGGCAACACAUUGAUCAACGUGAAACCGGUUCAUGGUGAAACUGGCAGAGAUGGUGACGCUAAGGGUCCAGAGCCAUGUGAACCCCGUUGUGAUACUGGACUGGACAGGGAUGGGCCAGCCUCGUGCCAGAAACGCCGUGCUUGGGAGGGUGACAACACUUCCGACCGACAGGCUGCCGCCUUGCUCAACUGGCAGUGGAAGCCAACGCACAGUACCGAGAUAUGUGACCGCCCCAUCGGUCUGCUGCCCGGGGCUGUCACUGAGCUCAAGCCGCUGCGAGGAACUCCCAUGAAGAAAGCCGACCUCUAAAUAAGACAAAAGGACCAUCAUGCAUCACAUUUUGGCUUGAUACGGACGCUUUUAAGCAUAUGCUUUUAGGCCAGUAAGCAACUGCAACUACUUAACAGUGAUAUCUAUCUUUAGCAGGUAAUUUCUUGAACACGCUGAUGAUAUUCAUUUUGAAAUUUAUUCCUUUCCGUUUUGAUUUUGUUUUGGUGUAAGGGUUAGGUGAUUGUAAAAAGCAGAGCAUCAUUUACCAAGUCAGCAUCAAAGUUCGCAAGUGUAAAGCCGAUACAAGUUCACAUGACAUAAAUCUGUCUCUAGUAAGCGUAAGUCUGUUUGUUAGAAUGGUGUAGUGUGUCUUACAAUAUUGAUAAGGCCAUGUUGAUUUGAUUAUAUAGAUGACAUCCACGCGCGCACCAAUUUCGGCCAUUUCCAAAGAAAGUUUUCGACCAUACUGUAAAGCAGCUGUAAAAUGAGCACAAAUAUGCCGAAUAUUGAAAACAAGUAUAGGAAAACAGAUAACUGAUGUCAUACAAUGCCAAAGCAAAUAUAAAGUCAACGAAUAUUGGAAUAGAAUGUUAAAGAACAUUCAGGUCCAGAGCAUCAGUUCCAAGUCCGGACCUGAACCUGGACCUGAUUGUUAAUUGGCGAUACUAAAAACAAUGGUCAAUUUUACUACAAAGGAAUCCGACAAAGGACUAUCGGACUUCCACUGGCGUUUUAAAAUCCUAUUUUCAUGUAAUCAAGGCUAACUGCCUCGUAGAAAAUUGGUAUACAAAUGACAAUAAACACUACUCGACUUAGUUCUUGUUAUUUUCUUGGCCCGGCAAGCCCCAAAACACUUGAUAUAGCGUGUUUAUAUUUCUACCGAUUUAUUUUAUUUGUUUUUUCGGACCGGUCCAACAAGGAAAAACGGGUUUGUACCGGUACGCCGUACCGGUCCCUACACCUAAUUGUUGGUUUACCAUACUAUGUGUGUUUAGUCCUAUAUCCAACCUUCCUUACCGCUUAGAAUUCAUACCGAAGGCAACUUUUUUCCAAACACCUUUUAUUAGCACUCUCACAACAGUUUUGGGGCUCCGAGAGGAUACCAUCCAUACAAUAGCAAUCAAAUCAACAUGGCAUAACAGGAAUGAAACAUUUCAUUUUUAUAUAUAAUUCCAUUCUUCAUUACAUGAAUUGAUCAGUAUACUAGUAAAUGGAAAUCAUGAAGAUUUUUCCUAAACUCCAAUUGAUACCGUAUUUAGUCACUGUGUUUUAGACAAUUUAGCGCUUUGAUGGCAAAUAAAAAUGCUACAGUAGCAGUGUUUUGAAGUGUUAUUCAAGUUUUAGGCACUUAAGGCCAUGUUUGGUAAAGGACGUGGAUGAAGCCAUCUCCUAUAUCUUUCCCAACAAUCUCUCCUCUGAGUUUCGUCUCGUCUAGACCUAAGAUAUUCAGCUUCCUCCUUUUUCAUGAUUUGUAAAAUCUCAUCUUCUUUUUGUCUAAUGCCAAUAUUCAGUGUCCCAAUUCUUAGUCCAUUGUACUUUCCUGGGUCGGACUUCGUUUUCCUCCGUCCAUUUUCAAACAGACAAACAAGCAUCGUAUACAAACGUUUGAAUAUUUUCUACUUCUGUGCAAAUGCUUGGACCCCAUUGGUCAGAAGUAGAGAGAAAGGGACCAAAGGGACCGCUAGCGCGGAAGCAAAUUCAAGAUGGCGGUGGUCUCAUGUCGGAUGGUGUCCCAGUGUGUUUCACUCUUUUUGUGGGUAUUUCCGAAAUUUCUACGUUGUCUGUGACUCUCGUUAGCGGGAAGAAUACGUAACAGAUGAAGGAAUGGAUGUGUUAAGUGUUCUAAGAAAUAUCGUGUUCACUUAUCCGAAAAAAUUACGCGAAGCGACUUCCAUGUAUAAUGUGUGCUGUCGCCUGCCGGACAGAUUUAGCAUUUGAAAUAGCGACAGCCUGAGAGGUAUUGUUUAAAUACAAACGUUUGGCUUUAUUAACAUUUAUCAAGCCAUUGUUAGAUGCUCACCAUGUUUAAAACUGCUCAAGUUAGAAAGUUAAAGUUAUCAGCCGGUAUAAACCAGAUAACGUUUUUUAUUUUGAGAUAUCUUCACCAAAAUUGCGCCAUUUUCAAACAUGGUA